Molecule: messenger RNA, 2482 nt
Organism: Eucalyptus grandis
Lineage: Eukaryota; Viridiplantae; Streptophyta; Magnoliopsida; Myrtales; Myrtaceae
Product: protein SIEVE ELEMENT OCCLUSION B-like
Exons: 8
Coding region: 560-2335 (591 amino acids)
Biological process (GO): phloem development; response to oxidative stress
Molecular function (GO): peroxidase activity; heme binding
Source: RefSeq, a predicted model, not a curated record
AGAGGAGGUGAAGUCCAAAUGUCCGAGGAUUACACAUGCAGAUCUAUACCAGCUAGCAGGAGUUGUUGCAGUAGAAGUCACUGGAGGUCCCACAAUCGACUUUGUUCCCAGAAGAAAGGAUUCAAGAGUUUCUCCAAACGAAGGAAGACUUCCAGACUAAUUUAGAUUAUUUUGAGUUGGACAUAAAAAAACGAAAAAAAAAAACAAAAAACGAAAAAAAAAACAAAUAUGAAAACCGAAAACCAAAAGCUGAAAACCGAAAAACCGAGCCGAACCGAACCGUUGACACCCCUAAAUACCCAAAAAAGUCGGGCCCAAUGCAAGAUUGUGUGCAUCCGUACAAUUAAUUGAACCGAACAAAUCUAUUUAACCCCAUAUAGUUACAAAAGAAAAGGUCACUACUUAGAUUAAAAUUUUCAGGGUUGAUUAAGUAAGCAAGAUGCUAGUGCGAUUCUAAGAAUUGAUUUGAAGUAGAAGUUGCUCCUAACUACUUGAGAUUUCAUCAUUGUAGACUCCUGAAGGUGACUCGGUAACCAUUAUUCCGAUCAACAUUUCACAUAUGAUCAGCUGGAUUUGCUACCAGAUGACAGGCGAGGCUCUGGGCGGCAAAAAUCUAGGAGACAGUUUGCCGGUGAUCUUCCAAAAGCUAUCCAGCUGUCGAUGGACCACCCAAGUCCUGGUGGUCCUCGCAGCCUUCGCUCUGCAUUACGGGAACUUCUGGUACAUCUCCGAAGCUCCUUGCGAUGGCAUAAAUGCAAUGUCCACUUGCCUCUUGAAGGGCCUGAGCUCACUGAAGAAGAAUCUAAUAUCCGACGAGAACAAGAAGGCGAUCAACAGGGUGGUCAGAGACCUCUUGGAGUUGACCACUUCCUUGGAUGGUCUUGUCAAGCUGCUGGAUCAGCACCGUGAGGAGCACGUGCCUGAAUUGGCAAAAGCAUUUCUAGCAAUACCCUUUCGGAGCUGCCAGACUAUCAUCGCCAUUCUGGCCGCCGGGAACUGUUUCGCCCGGCUUAUCCAUGUCGAUAAUCUCAGGUUUGCUGGAUCGGAGCUGGAAAAGCUUGAGUCGAUCGUGUCGGAGAGGAAGAGCGCAGUUCUCAUGGAGGUCGACGCUUGCAAGGAGAAAAUACGCUCGAUGGAGGAGUAUCAGGAGUACGUGGAAAAGGUCAAAAGAACCAGGGACAUCGCGGACUUUCUGAAAUCACUGCUUGAUGAGAAGGAUUCCUCGCAGGAUCCGAUUACUGGUCCCGAUAACAAGCGGGUCAAGUUUGAGUCGUUCAGAGGGAAGAGGGUAUUGCUGAUUAUUUCAGACCUAAAAAUCUAUUCGGACGACAUCGAAAUUCUUAAAAGUAUCCAUGAUAAAAUUAAGCUCUCUCGAACCGAGACGGAGACACUCUACGAGCUUGUUUGGAUUCCCAUUGUGGAUGCAAGGCCCGACCAUUCAGAAGCACCGCCAAACUUAUUCAAGUUUAAGAUGCCAUGGGCUGUUAAGGUAGACCCGCGUAGAAUGAACGUGUUGGCCCCUACAUAUAUCAAGAAAGAGUGGGGUUUCUGGCAAGAAACCAUGGUUGUGGUGUUGGACUCGCUGGGUCGGGUGGAGAAUCCGGAUGCCAUGCCCAUGCUACGGAUACUGCAGACGUUUCCUUUCCCUUCACGGAGGACUGAAAGUACCCAUCCUCGGACGAACCCAUUCAAUUGGGUUCAGCGUGUGAUCAAAGGACCGAUAGUCCCACAUGAGACAUUGGAUGCGAUUGAGACUGAGUACAUAUUGUUUUAUAGAGGAACUGCUGCUGCUGCUACUGAGUUAGACUCUGACAUCACCCGUGGAAUUCCUCGCCUUAGCAUGGUUCAUAUCAAGGACACGAAGGGCUUCUUCAUCCGCUUAAGGAGUUGCUUGAUUUCUAGGAUGGAAGCUGUGACAACUGAAAUCAACCCAUUGGCCGAUCCCAUAGUAUGCGACAUGGGUGAAGCCUACGAAGCCUGUCAAAUAGGCGGGUUUUCAAUACUCACCAAAGGGCGUGAUCUGCAGACGCAGCAUAUUGGCCUCUUCCACACGACUAGUACGCUUGUGAGUGAUCUAGAAUGGGUGAGGUAUGAGGUCACGAAGGAUGGUGGGAUGGAUCUUGCAGAAGCUUUCAAAAAGAAAGAACCAGGUGUUCAAGAACUAUCUGGCUGCAAGCACGCCUUCGUCCCACAGUUUCCAGAUCUAGGGUCUUUGUGCUGCCCUGUUUGUAGCGAACGCGUAACGUAUGAUGUUAGCUUCACAUGCUGUCAUUCGUAUUCCGGCAGAGGGUGCGGGCAAGAUGGAAAUUCCUCAACCAAUGCCACCACUGAAUGAAAAGCUUCAGUUCAGAACAUAACAGGUAUCUGUCGUUUAUGUUACCUUCAUAUGCUUGUAUGGUGAUGCGAUGAAAGCCUCUCAGGGCCUUAUCGCCAUUAUAUCAAAGAAUGAAUGAAUAAAUAAAUCUGGAGAUGUUAUAUGUGA